This is a messenger RNA of Adineta ricciae, 375 nucleotides long. Lineage: Eukaryota; Metazoa; Rotifera; Eurotatoria; Adinetida; Adinetidae. The record is from the annotation of a GenBank genome assembly.
AUGUCUCCUUAUUCGUUUGCUGUGUUUUUACUCGUGAUUAUUUCAGUUGUUUAUGCUGGACAACAGGUUUGUCCUGGUUAUGGAUUUAUUCGUCCCCCAACUAACUGUGAAUCAUCAUGUACGACUGAAAAAGAUCGAUGCCCAACAGGCAAGAAAUGUUGCUUUCGUCUAGAAGAACCCUGUGGUUUCCAUUGCAUCGUUCCCAAGAACAAUGAACCAAAAGUAGGAAAAUGUCCAACUUCUGUUUCUAUGAAAGAUAAUCCAUAUUGGGGCUUAUGUGAUGGACACUUCUGUGAUGUUGACAAUGAUUGCAAGGGUGUUGAAAAGUGUUGUUCGAACGAAUGCGGCUCUAAAAUUUGUAUUGCACCACAAUAA